UGGGCCUUGGCCGGAAGUAGCCGCGCUGGCUGCUGGGAGGCUUUAAACAGGCGGCGGCGGCGGCGCGCGAGGCUGAAGCGGCGGUUUGUGGAGGAACCGGAGCUCGGGUUGAGGCGUUCAAAAUGGCAGCUAAUGGAGAUGCAGACGAAAUUACUCCUCAAGAGAAGAAAAUCUGUGAACAGAUUGAAUAUUACUUUGGUGAUCACAAUUUGCCAAGAGAUAAAUUUCUCACCGAACAAAUAAAGUUGGAUGAUGGUUGGGUACCUCUGGAAACUAUGAUUAAAUUUAACAGAUUAAGUCGCCUCACCACAGAUUUCCCUACAAUAGUAGAAGCACUUAAGAAAUCAAAAUCUGGGCUUAUGGAAAUAAGUGAAGACAAGAGCAAAGUUCGUCGUGUUCCAUCUAAACCUCUGCCUGAGAUGGAUGACAAGUACAAGGAUUCUGUAAAAGCCAAAACCGUUUAUGUUAAGGGGUUUCCUACAAGUGCAACACUUGAUGAAAUAAUGGAAUGGUUUGAAGAGAAAGGACCUGGGGAGAGUAUUCAAAUGAGAAGGACUUUGCAGAAGCAAUUCAAGGGAUCAGUAUUUGUGGUGUAUGACAGUGUAGAAAAGGCCAAGAAAUUUGUGGAAACUUCAGGUCUGAAGUAUAAGGAGACUGACAUGAUUGUGCUUUUCAAAGAAGCUUAUUUUGCAAAGAAGGCUGAAGAAAAACAGAACAGAGGAUCCAAAAAUAAAAAACAUGACAAACAAGAGAUACAAAAAAUAGCUGAGGAAUCUAUGAAGAAAUCCAUGGAAGAAAAGUCUGGGUGCUUGCUGGCAUUUUCAGGUGACCUUACUGACCAGACGUGUAGGGAAGAUAUACAUGAAGUUUUCUCAAACCACGGUGAGAUACGAUGGGUGGAUUUCACAAGAGGCGCUAAAGAGGGAAAUAUUCUCUUUAAAACAAGUGCAAAGGAAGCACUUGAAAAGGCCAAAGAAGCCCAUGAUGGAAACUUGCAGCUGCGAGGAAAAGAUGUGACUUGGGGAUUAUUGGAAGGUGAUGAAGAGAAAAAGAUUUUAAAGAAAAUAAUGGAGGAUCAAGAGGAAUCUCUGAAUAAACGAAAAGGCAGAGGUCAGUGGGGUAGAGGUCGUGGCAGGAGUGCUAAAGGUGGUCGAAGACAAACCAGAGUGAAGUUCCAAGGCAAGAAAACUACGUUUGACAGUGAAGAGGAAGAUGGUGGUGGUGAUGGAAUGGAGGAAACUGAAGAAACCGCUCCUACAAACGAAAAGAAGCGACAUUUCGAAGAAACUAAAUCUGGAGACGAGCCUGCAUCGAAACAAAUGAAAGUGGAAGAAACUGAGGAAACUGAAAAAGAGCCUGCGCCAAAAGUGACGGUGACGGAACCCAAAAAAACGGAGGAACCUGCAUUGAAAGAAAUGAAAACUGAAGAGCCUUUGCCAAAACCGAAAACAGAAGAUGAAGCAGGUGAUAAGUGAGACUCCAUUUUGAGCAUGUAGCCGAGAUAAAGAGAAUCAUAUGCAUUUACAUGGGUUUCAACAAUUUUUUUUAUUUAAAAAUUAUGUAGUCAUUCCAAGGUUGUGCGAUUGGAUGUCUCUCAAAUGUAUGGAACUAUUUAAAAGAGAACCGUAUGAAGUCCACUUUAAUGUCAACCUACAAAAAAAAAAAGAGCAGGUUGAAACUGUUUGAAAAUCCCUUUAAGAACUGCAUGCUUGUCUAAAGUUCAGGCAGAAUUUUUUUUAAAAACAAAAUAUUUUAUUCUUAGGUUAUAUUCUCGGUUACUUUAGUAUGUUUGGUUCUGUUUUUUGUUAAUUGUCUCCUGCAGUUUAAGCACACUGAAGCCAGUACUCGAUGCUUCCUCAGAUUAAGUAUCACAUAGUAAAUGGUACUGUAACUUGACUUAAAAGGUGAUUUUACUUGAGAAGCUUUGUUCAUAAUCCUGUACUAUUGUAAAUAGUCUUUCCAAUUCAUUAAUAAAAUGGCCUUUGACAA
This is a messenger RNA of Callorhinchus milii (elephant shark), 1989 nucleotides long. RefSeq names its product small RNA binding exonuclease protection factor La (gene ssb). The transcript has 12 exons. Gene Ontology annotation, biological process: RNA processing; positive regulation of translation. Gene Ontology annotation, molecular function: RNA binding. NCBI's taxonomy places the organism in Eukaryota, Metazoa, Chordata, Chondrichthyes, Chimaeriformes, Callorhinchidae. Gene Ontology annotation, cellular component: ribonucleoprotein complex; nucleus; cytosol. Bases 123 to 1475 code for a protein of 450 amino acids. The record is from RefSeq and is a predicted model, not a curated record.